AUGAGCUCGCCAAAUGCUCAACCGCACGGUCGGACGGGCUCUAUCGAUCCUUUUUCCCAUCCAGACGUCUACUACGGGGAUGACGAGGCUAUCGCCCGCAUCAAAAACCGCAGACGUGCUUAUUCCUCGUCCUUGAAAACUUUCAACCGAGAGGAUAUCCAGGAUUUCCUGGGUGGACAAACGGCGAGAAGAGGGAGCCACGAUGCAUCAUCGGCUCAGCCUCGCAAGUUCCUAAUCGAUGUUGAAGAGACAUUGCACAGUCUCCUGGAGAGGGAGGAUACCGACAAGAACAUGCAGAUCACCAUCGAGGAUGUCGGCCCGAAGGUGCUUUCCGUCGGAACGGCCGCAUCCUCCGGAUACAACAGGUUCGACUUACGAGGAACGUAUAUGCUCUCCAACCUUCUCCAGGAGCUUACGAUUGCCAAGGAUUAUGGCAGAAAAGUAGUCGUGCUGGACGAGGCCCGUCUCAGCGAGAAUCCUGUCUCGCGUCUCGAGCGUUUGGUCAAGAACAACUUCUGGUCUGCCCUUACUCGAUCGAUUGACGGUCACAAUAUCGCCCAGGUCGGAAAAGACCCUAAAGAUUGGACCGAGAAUCCCACGCCACGCAUCUAUGUCCCGCCUGGUGCGCCCGAACAGUUCGAAUACUACUCGAAUAUUGCGAAAUCACACCCCGAGCUUCGUCUGGAGGUGAUCAUGUUGGAGGAGAAUAUCACGCCGGACUAUGUAAAGGAUCUCAACCACAAGCCCGGCCUGCUGGCAUUGGCGAUGGACGAGAAGUACGACCCCAACACCCAGAAGACAGAAUUCAAGGGCGUGCCGUUCGUGGUCCCCGGAGGUCGAUUCAAUGAGCUCUAUGGAUGGGACAGUUACAUGGUAUCUCUCGGCUUGAAUGUCAGUGACCGGGUUGACUUGGCUAAAGCCAUGGUGGUCAACUUCUGUUUCUGCAUCAAACAUUACGGCAAGAUUCUCAAUGCCAACCGAACCUACUACUUGACGCGGUCUCAACCUCCUUUCCUGACCGACAUGGCUUUGCGUGUCUAUGAGCUCAUCAAGACUGAGCCGGAUGCUCUCGACUUCCUCCGAAACGCUAUCCUGGCUGCCAUCAAGGAAUACUACAGCGUCUGGGCCGUAGAGCCCCGUCUAGACCCGGUUUCGGGCCUCUCCCGAUACCGUCCAGAAGGAUGGGGAGUCCCCCCCGAGACGGAACCCUCGCAUUUCACACAUAUCCUAACUCCCUAUGCUGAAAAGCAUGGUAUGUCAUUCAAAGAGUUCGUCAACGCCUACAAUGACCGCAAGAUCGUCGAGCCCGAGCUCGACGAGUACUUCAUGCACGAUCGGGCCGUUCGCGAGUCAGGCCACGACACAAGUUACCGACUUGAGAAAGUCUGUGCCAACUUGGCCACUGUGGAUCUGAACUCGCUCCUCUAUAAAUACGAAGUUGACAUUGCUCGGGCGAUCCGAACCUACUUCAACGAUCGGCUGGAGAUUCCCCGGGAGUUCCGCACCCCGGCGAGCAAGGAUUUCACCAGCGAGGCCUCCUCGGUGUGGGAUCGCCGCGCCCGGAGAAGAAAGCAGAGAAUGGACACCUUCAUGUGGGACGAAGAAAAAGGCAUGUUCUUCGAUUACGACACGGUGAAGAAAGAGCGGUCCACCUACGAGAGCUCCACCACCUUCUGGGCCAUGUGGGCGGGACUUGCCACGCCCUUGCAGGCGACCCAGUUGGUGAAGCGGGCCCUCCCCAGGCUGGAAGCCUACGGCGGGCUUGCCUGCGGUACGGAAGAGUCGCGAGGAGCCGUCAGCCUGGAGCGUCCCAACCGACAGUGGGAUUACCCGUACGGCUGGGCGCCGCAGCAGAUGCUCGCGUGGAGCGGACUGCUGCGCUACGGCUACGAGGAAGAUGCGCAGCGGCUGGCCUACAAAUGGCUGUAUAUGAUCACCAAGGCGUUUGUUGAUUUCAACGGAGUCGUCGUUGAGAAGUACGAUGUCACUCGCCCCAUCGAUCCGCACCGGGUAGACGCCGAGUACGGAAACCAGGGCGUGGACUUUAAGGGUGCACCUCGAGAAGGAUUCGGCUGGGUCAACGCCAGCUACGUGUACGGACUGGACUUCCUCAACGCGCACGAGCGACGUGCGCUCGGAACCAUCACGCCCUACGAAACAUACAGUAAAGCAUUGGCGGCACAGGGACUUUAA
This is a messenger RNA of Aspergillus affinis, 2193 nucleotides long. Its product is annotated as alpha,alpha-trehalase. Gene Ontology annotation, biological process: trehalose catabolic process. The record is from RefSeq and is a predicted model, not a curated record. NCBI's taxonomy places the organism in Eukaryota, Fungi, Ascomycota, Eurotiomycetes, Eurotiales, Aspergillaceae. The transcript is spliced from 5 exons. Bases 1 to 2193 code for a protein of 730 amino acids. Gene Ontology annotation, molecular function: alpha,alpha-trehalase activity; calcium ion binding. Gene Ontology annotation, cellular component: cytoplasm.